This is a messenger RNA of Entelurus aequoreus (snake pipefish), 1076 nucleotides long. RefSeq names its product RAN, member RAS oncogene family (gene ran). Lineage: Eukaryota; Metazoa; Chordata; Actinopteri; Syngnathiformes; Syngnathidae. Gene Ontology annotation, cellular component: cytoplasm; nucleus. Gene Ontology annotation, molecular function: GTP binding; GTPase activity. The coding region runs from base 133 to 774 and encodes 213 amino acids. The record is from RefSeq and is a predicted model, not a curated record. Gene Ontology annotation, biological process: ribosomal subunit export from nucleus; protein import into nucleus. The transcript has 7 exons.
GGGAGUUUUUGCCGCUGCACAGGUCACAUGAUUAAGGGCGGAAGCUGAAUCAUAGGCCACGCCGAAUCUCCCGCGUACGCAGCGGCCAUUUACUCUUGCCUCUCGUCGCAGCACCACCGAUAAGUCUUUACCAUGGCUGUCCCAGUGGCCACUUUCAAGCUUGUGCUGGUAGGAGAUGGAGGCACCGGAAAGACAACUUUUGUCAAAAGGCAUCUGACAGGAGAGUUCGAAAAGAAAUAUGUUGCUACACUCGGAGUGGAGGUGCACCCCCUGGUCUUCCACACCAGCAGAGGACCACUGCGGUUCAACGUGUGGGACACAGCUGGCCAGGAGAAGUUUGGAGGCCUGAGAGAUGGUUACUACAUUCAAGCUCAGUGUGCCAUCAUCAUGUUUGACGUCACCUCCCGUGUCACCUACAAGAACGUACCCAACUGGCAUCGCGAUCUGGUGCGAGUGUGUGAAAACAUUCCCAUCGUGCUGUGCGGCAACAAGGUGGACAUCAAAGACAGGAAAGUCAAAGCCAAAAGCAUCGUCUUUCAUCGCAAGAAGAACCUGCAGUACUACGAUAUUUCUGCCAAGAGUAACUACAACUUUGAGAAGCCUUUCCUGUGGCUAGCAAAGAAACUAGCUGGCGAUCCCAACAUGGAGUUUGUGGAAAUGCCUGCCCUCGCUCCCCCGGAAGUUGCAAUGGACCCCAGCAUGGCCGCCAAGUAUGAGGAGGAGCUUCAAGUCGCAUCACAAACGGCACUCCCAGAUGACGAGGAUGACCUCUAACCUGUUCCCCGAGUCCCCCCACACCCCUCUGUGGAAGUUAACUUGUUGGUAUUUUGCCCCCAUAGCUGUAAACCCCUUAAGAUUUUUUUAUUUUUGAAAUCUUUUUCUGUUUUAAAACUGAGUUAAAAGGAAAAAAAGAAAUAAAACUUGGUUGAAAAGUUUCAGGUGCAUUUCACUGUAUAGACACAUCCACCCAGGUGUUAUUGGCAUGGCAAUAUGCUUCUCUUCUUAUCACCAUCCGCUGCACUUGACCCAGCUCACCAUGCUGUUGGAAGGUGAAUAAAGACGUUCUCAAGACAACA